Bactrocera tryoni is the source of this 3178-nucleotide messenger RNA. RefSeq names its product MAGUK p55 subfamily member 7 (gene metro). The transcript is spliced from 12 exons. Lineage: Eukaryota; Metazoa; Arthropoda; Insecta; Diptera; Tephritidae. Gene Ontology annotation, cellular component: cell-cell junction; plasma membrane. The record is from RefSeq and is a predicted model, not a curated record. The coding region runs from base 1254 to 3041 and encodes 595 amino acids. Gene Ontology annotation, molecular function: protein binding.
UCAGCUCAGCUGCAUGUUCUCCACUCGAUGCACGGAAAUUAAAAUACAAUUCAGAAAUGAUUCGCUUUUGAGACGGACGGGUAAUGUGGCACGGUUGUGUGGGCUAAAGCGUUGGACGUAAAGCAGAAACCAAAAUCAAAAGAAAAAAGAGUGAUACAAAGAAUUUUCCUGCAUUAUUUCAUAGGGAGCUCGCCAACAAGGCAUGUGGAAAUUUGUGCAUAGCAAAAUUUAAAGAUAAUGUGGUGAUUUGGAAAAUGAAAUUUCUAUUGAAAGCUUUUCCGAGCUGGUGAAAGUGUCCUCCGCAGUGUGGCAUUUCAGUGCUGAGGUCGUUGCUACGCUCGAUUCAUACGCAGACCUCCCUUCAGCCAGCUCCGUUUAGACGAGCAACGCGCAAAAAACACGUCUACAGCUAAAAAUAGCUGGCCAAAAAAAUUCCUUGUUGUUAAAAAUAUUUCGCUCGACGUAGUCGCAGUCGAAACAAGUGAAGUAGUGCUGUGAAUUGAGAUCUCGCACGAGAGUAAAUAAAUAGCGUACGCAACGUUCGCAUUGCAAUUGUGCACAGAAUACUACGAAGUGUGUGGAUAAAAUACAUAAGUAUGUACCGUUAUAUACUUGACAGCACUUUAGUGAAAUCAAAGGCAGAAAUUUCAUAAUUUCACCGCUGUCUUCGCCUGCGCCUUCGGUGGUGGCUGUGCAAGAAAGCAAGCGAGCGAGCAAGGUGGCCAAAAAACCAAAGUGACGGUUGUGCAAUUCGGCAGAGGGGUGUAGCGACGGACGCCCAUACACAUGUACAAACAUAAUACCCAAAUUGUGCAAGAAAGAACAAAUACCAGUCGGUAUAUUAAAAGUUUGUUGUUGUGAAUUGUUGUUUGUAAGAUCGGCAAAGCAAAAUAAAAUCUUUGGCUCGACAACACACGGAAACCUUGUAAUUGCAGAUUUAUGUGCCACAGGCGAACAAACUUACACACAAUCGGCAAAGGGCGCAUAUACCCACAUACAUACAGACGAGUGCAUAAAUAGUACAUACAUACAAACAUAUACAUAUGUAUGUAUAUGUGUUGCUUCAUAAAUCUCAGCCGUGUGUGUUUCAUGAAAUUUUAAUUCCGUGUGCAAUGAAUUGUGUGUGAUUUGUAGUGCCGUAGAAAAAAGUAAGAAAGAGGCGAAGUCAACUAUCGCAGCCGCACGAAGAGACCCCCUUCUGCAUUACUCCUGCUGAGUGCAUGUCAGAAAAAAUCGCUUGCUGAACUAAGAGGAUGACAGCUGAAGUUAUGGCUACAGAUACAAAUUGGGACCCCGCACUAUCGAAACUCAUAACAUCACUGAAGGAGGCGGAAAAUCUCUCCAAUGACCAGGAAAUCGACUUCCUUAAAGCCUUGCUCGAAUCAAAGGAGCUCAAUGCGCUUGUCAAUGUACACACGAAAGUGGCCAAAGUGGGUCGAGACGAUCGACUGGCGCCAGUACUCUCCACUUCCGGACAGAUACUGUACGAAGUGCUGGAGCAGUUAUCGCAACGCUGCCACCUGAACGAGGAAUGCAAAGAGGCCUUUCAUUUGUUGCAAGAACCGCAUUUACAAAGCCUUUUAUAUGCACACGAUGCCAUUGCGCAGAAGGACUUCUAUCCGCAUCUGCCGGAAGUACCCAUCGAAAUGGAUGAGGAUGAGGAAACAAUUAAAAUCGUCCAACUGGUGAAGAGCAACGAACCGUUGUCAGGAGCACAAAGUGCGGAACCGAUUGUUGGCGCAACGAUAAAAACGGACGAGGAGACUGGAAAGAUAAUUAUAGCGCGCAUUAUGCACGGCGGCGCCGCCGAUCGCUCCGGACUGAUACAUGUGGGCGAUGAGGUGAUCGAGGUGAACGGCAUAAAUGUGGAGGGGAAAACGCCCGGAGAUGUGCUAAGUAUUUUGCAAAACUCUGAGGGCACGAUCACCUUCAAAUUGGUGCCAUCGGAUGGCAAGGGCGGCCAGCGUGAGUCCAAGGUGCGUGUACGUGCGCAUUUCGACUACAAUCCCGAAACAGAUCCCUACAUACCCUGCAAAGAGGCGGGACUGGCAUUUCAACGAGGCGAUAUUUUGCAUAUUGUAUCACAGGACGACGCCUAUUGGUGGCAGGCACGUAAGGAGUCGGAACGCACUGCCCGCGCUGGGCUGAUACCCAGUCGUGCGCUGCAAGAGCGGCGCAUUAUCCACGAACGUUCGCAAAUGGAGACGAAUGAUGCCGAUUCAAAGAAGGGCUCUUGCGCUUCCAUAUGCACCACCCCGCCUGGUACACCCAUAUUGCAUUCUAGCAGUAGCACUUCCUCAUGCCGUCAGCCCAAAACUAAAAAGAUUAUGUACGAUUUGACAGAGAACGAUGACUUUGAUCGUGAAAUGAUCGCCACCUAUGAAGAGGUUGCCAAAUUAUAUCCACGUCCGGGCGUCUACCGUCCAGUUGUGCUGAUCGGCGCACCAGGCGUGGGUCGCAAUGAGCUGAGGCGUCGCCUGGUAGCGCGCGACCCCGAAAAGUUUCGCAGUCCAGUGCCAUACACCACACGUCCAAUACGCACCGGCGAGGUCGCAGGACGCGAAUACAUAUUUGUGGCACGUGACAAAAUGGAGGCCGAUAUCGCUGCUGGCAAAUUUAUCGAACAUGGUGAAUAUAAGGGUCAUUUGUAUGGCACUUCCGGCGAGAGUGUCAAAUCCAUUGUGAAUGCCGGCUGUGUUUGCGUGCUCAGUCCACAUUAUCAAGCGAUUAAAGCGCUGCGCACGGUACAAACGAAACCGUUUAUAAUCCAUAUAAAGCCACCAGAAUUUGAUGUUUUGAAAAAAUCACGCACGGAGUCGCGAGCCAAGUCCACUUUCGACGAGAGUAAUGCUCGUGGUUUUACGGACGAAGAAUUCAACGACAUGCUUAAAUCAGCCGAACGCAUCGAUUUCCUUUAUGGUCACUUCUUCGACGAAGUCAUCGUGAACGACGAUCUGCUAACGGCUUUCGAACAGCUGAUGAAUGUAGUGCAACGUUUGGAGAAUGAGCCGUUGUGGGCGCCCGCCGCCUGGGUGCAAUAAAAUGGCUAAACUGGCCGUGGAAACAGAAGGAACAACCAGAAAAAGACAAACACUGCUGAUGAAUAUGCUAAAAACAAAUGCCAAUAACCAAUAACACAAAUAUAAUAUACACAUACAUACAUAUACAAUAAUACAUG